AUGGCUGCUCCUUCGGACCAGGACAAAUGCACGCGAACAAAGGAUUUCACGUUUAGCGGCAUCUGCCGGGUGACCUGCCUUUACGGCCAGGUGCAGGUGUUUGGCUUUGCCAUCGGCCAGGGCCAGCCUCCCCAGGAUGUCUACUCCACCUACACCCACUCUCGCCUGACCAUCAGCUCGGUUCAUUACUUACUGCCCGAGAAAAGCAAGAAGGAGAUAAAAAGGGAAGCCCGGACUUUGCUCCGACCUCAUCUUAACCGAGAUGACAGGUGUUGGGCGAUGAAGAAUUUUUCUCCUCUGUGUUCUAUUGUACUGCUAGAACGACUGAGAAGCUCCACCGUGAACUUCAUCAACAGCCAUCCAGGCUUGUCUUAUAUUUUCUCACAAGAGAGUCCAGCAUCCCAGGUUAAUGCUGAAUCCUUAGCGUUGCGGUCCGUGGGCAUUAGGAAAGAGAAAAAGAGAAAGAAUGGUCUUCGCCUAACUGAGAGUGCCCUCUCCGCCCUGGAAGAGCUGCUUGGCGCGGCCUGUGAGGAGGCCGACGGCUGCCCGGUCAUUCUGGCCUGCGGGCCCCAGGACAUCGGAAAGUCCACUUUUAAUAGGUACCUGAUCAACCAGCUGUUGAACAGGGUUGGGGCCAGGUGUCGUGUCUCGACGCAAGGCCUUCCCGACGACGGGCUCCUGCUGCUCGUCGACCUCGUCCGCCUGCUGUCCCCCAGCCACGUGGUGCAGUUCAGCUCCAGCCGCAGCCAGUACAUGCCGCGCCUCACGCCCGACUUCGUGGACGACACGGACGGCCUGUACACGAAGAGCAAGGUCAAGGCCAGGGACAGGGGCUUCCGCCUGGCUGAAUUCGCGGACGCUCUGGAGCUUGCCGACGACGACAAGGACAGCCCCGUGGUGUUCACGGGCCACAAGCUCAUGUGCGUGCAGUCGGAGUUCGCGUUCAGGAAGACGUCGAGAAACAGGGAGUGGCACAACAGGAUUUUCCGGGACUUGGCGGUGCUGGGUUACCUGGGCCAGCUGCAGCCCCCAGUGCCAAGACCGCUCUGCCCCUUGCAAGCUCUGAAGCCCUAUCAGCGGGAGGUUCUCUGGCGCGCUUUCCAGGAGCAGAGAAGGCGCCGUCCCGGAGAGCCUGAGGAGUCGCUCCGGGAAUGGACACUGCAAGAGAACCACCACAAGGAAGUGCGGCCUGAGCGGCUGCUUGGCCUGGAGUCCACGCACUGA
Messenger RNA from Condylura cristata (star-nosed mole), 1224 nucleotides. It is a transcript of the gene NOL9, whose product is annotated as nucleolar protein 9. Lineage: Eukaryota; Metazoa; Chordata; Mammalia; Eulipotyphla; Talpidae. Gene Ontology annotation, biological process: RNA processing. The record is from RefSeq and is a predicted model, not a curated record. Bases 1 to 1224 code for a protein of 407 amino acids. Gene Ontology annotation, molecular function: polynucleotide 5'-hydroxyl-kinase activity. Gene Ontology annotation, cellular component: nucleus. The transcript is spliced from 9 exons.